This is a messenger RNA of Salvia splendens (bonfire salvia), 2734 nucleotides long. RefSeq names its product MACPF domain-containing protein CAD1. Gene Ontology annotation, biological process: regulation of salicylic acid mediated signaling pathway; plant-type hypersensitive response. The transcript has 7 exons. The record is from RefSeq and is a predicted model, not a curated record. NCBI's taxonomy places the organism in Eukaryota, Viridiplantae, Streptophyta, Magnoliopsida, Lamiales, Lamiaceae. Gene Ontology annotation, cellular component: plasma membrane. Bases 761 to 2491 code for a protein of 576 amino acids.
GCAAGCAUAAGUUUUCAGGGGAAGAAUUUACACGCAGUCACACAGUAGAUGUAAAAGUGUAGAUGGUUGUUAUUAGAUACACAAGUGAUUCUAUACGCUGAUUGCAAACGGAAAGACCUGAAAAAAUAUCUGAGAAACGAAGAUUCAAGAUCUGCCUAAGCUGAUUUUUCGAUUUCUCUUGUUUUUUGCCAUUUUGGAGAGAGAGGUGUUCUUCUGCAAAGGGGUAUGUAAAAAUCGGUUCUUGAUAGCUGUGAGAGCCGUUCUUGAUAUCAAAAUUGAGUUGGGUUCUGUGGAAUUACUAAUUAGAGUGAGUGUGAUUAGUUGUUUAACUGCGGCUUUGUUUUUUUGGGAUAUGAUGAUAUGGGCUUAGAAUAAAAAUCGAUUCUUGAUAGCUGCGAGGGCCGUUCUUGAUUCAAAAUUGAGUUGGGAUUCUUGGGUUUUUUGGAAUUAGAGUGAGUGUGAUUAGCUGCGGCUUUGGUUUUUUGGGGAUGUGAAGAUAUGGGCUUGGAAUAAAAAUCGAUUCUUGAUAGCUGAGAGCGUCAUUCUAGGUUAGGAAUUGAGUUAGGAAUCGACAAUCGAGUGAGUGUGGUUAGUGGUUUAGCUGCGGCUCUGUUUUUUUGGGGAUGUGAAGAUAUGGGCUUAGAAUAAAAAUUGAUUCUUGAUAGGUGAGAGCGUCGUUCUAGGUUAGGAAUUGAGUUAGUAUUAUUAGAUUUUGCCGAAUCGAGUGAGUUUGAUUGGUGGUUUUGGGGGAUGUGAUGAUAUGGGAGAACACGCGGCAGCGUUGGACACAGCUAUAAAUUCUGUGCAGGCAUUAGGGAGGGGAUUCGAUGUGAACUAUGACACGAGGUUGCUGUAUUGUAAGGGCGUAUCGGGGUCGAGGAUUGUGGACAUUGAUGAGGAGCACACGAGGGAUUUGUACCUUUCUGAUGACUUUGUUGUGCCAAAUGUUUCAAGGGACAUCAAGAGUUCUCACGAGGCAGGUGGGCGCGGCGGCUUUGGUGUUUGCAGUUAUAAUGAGAUGGUCGAGUAUUUCAACAAAAAGGCAAAUCUCUCCGGCCAUACUCCACUUGGUAGCUUCAAUGCUUCAUUUAGCUUAACCGGUUCCAAGCAUAUAGAUGCUGCUUCCACGAAGUCUCUUUGCCUCGAUGGAUUUUUCAUUGCAAUUGCUAAAAUCGAGCUCAUCAAAUCACCUAUGGCUCUAAAUGAAAAUGUCAUACGGGCAGUGCCAAAAUCGUGGGACCCACCUGCCCUAGCAAGCUUCAUCGAGACCUUUGGUACACAUGUUAUUACAUCUAUAACUAUUGGAGGUAAAGAUGUAAUCUAUGUGAAACAGCACCUGUCGUCACCUCUCUCUAUCGUGGAAAUCAAGAACUAUGUUCAAGAUAUCGGAAAUCAAAGGUUCUGCAGCCCUGAAGGGCUUACGAAUUCCGGCCUAUUAAAAAAUAAGGGCAGCGAUUCUUCUUUAUUUAACAACCAAGGAAUUUACCCUCAACCAGCUAGUGCACCUUACCUCUCCGGGAGUGGCAAAGAACAGGAUGUCACCGUCAUAUUCAGAAGGCGUGGAGGGGAUGAUCUAGAACGGAGCCACAUUCAGUGGGCAAAAACGGUCCGAUCUUCUCCAGAUGUAAUUGAGAUGUCAUUCUUCCCUGUAACAGAAUUACUUGAUGGAGUUCGAGGAAGGGAUCAUUUGGAACGCGCUAUUUCUCUGUACCUAGAGUAUAAACCUCAGAUUGAAGAGCUACGAUACUUCCUAGAAUUUCAGGUCCCUCGAAUAUGGGCCCCCGUGCAGGAUAGGUUUCCAGGACAAGCAAGAAAGGAACCAGUUUGUCCGUCAUUACAAUUUAGCAUGAUGGGACAAAAACUAUACGUCAGCCAAGAGCAAGUUUCAGUUGGCCGGAAGCCUGUGACUGGCAUGCGGUUAUGCCUCGAGGGAUCUAAACAGAAUCGCGUCAGUAUCCAUCUUCAGCAUCUAGCGUCGCUUCCCAAGAUCCUCCAGCCGUAUUGGGACACACACGUGGCAAUUGGUGCCCCGAAGUGGCAGGGCCCAGAAGAGCAGGACAGCAGAUGGUUCGAGCCGGUCAAAUGGAAGAAAUUUUCGCACGUUAGCAGCGCACCUGUAGAGAACCCCGAGACCUUCAUAGGCGACCUCAUGGGCGCCUACGUGGUCACGGGAGCUCAGCUUGGGGUGUGGGAUUUCGGUUCAAGAAACGUCUUGCAUAUGAAGCUCUUGUACUCUAGGCUUCCCGGAUGCACAGUACGCCGGUCUUUAUGGGAUCAUGCUCCGAACGAAAAUUUCAGGAGACAGGAUGACUCUAGCUCGAGCUCCGGUGAGGAGUAUUCGGGCAAUAAAGUGGCAAAAUUUGUGGACAUGACGGAGAUGAGCAAGGGGCCGCAAGAUCCGCCGGGACACUGGCUGGUGACAGGAGGGAAGCUUGGUGUAGAAAAGGGGAAAAUUGUGGUGAGAGUCAAGUAUUCAUUGCUUAAUUACUAACAUCAGUUUUCACUUUGUGUAGUGAUUCUUGAUGUUGGUUUGAAAUGUACAUGAAUCUUGUUCUUCAUAGUUUUCUGGGAUCAGGAUGGUUUGUUUGGCUUUAGAUGUGUAGAAAUUGUCUUCAUAUAUUGAUGUUUAGGAGUUGGUUGAAUUGUGGUCUGAAGCAAGAUUCAAUAUUGUAUAUUUUUUAUCUUCAUAAAAUUAUAAAUCUAGGGGUGUUGAGAUACUCGCCUAUUUAGUUAA